Phyllopteryx taeniolatus (common seadragon) is the source of this 1903-nucleotide messenger RNA. It is a transcript of the gene nmd3, whose product is annotated as NMD3 ribosome export adaptor. Gene Ontology annotation, cellular component: nucleus; cytoplasm. Lineage: Eukaryota; Metazoa; Chordata; Actinopteri; Syngnathiformes; Syngnathidae. The coding region runs from base 164 to 1675 and encodes 503 amino acids. Gene Ontology annotation, molecular function: ribosomal large subunit binding. Gene Ontology annotation, biological process: ribosomal large subunit export from nucleus. The record is from RefSeq and is a predicted model, not a curated record. The transcript has 16 exons.
GCGCACGUAAAGCAGCCUACGGGUCCUCAUCCUUAAGCCGUGAGUGACGUCACGCAGCCUUUCUCCACGGACCUCGAUGGAAGAAACGUGGAGUCGGAAGUGUGUGAAGAAAUUCAUGUUAUACUAGCAGCAGGUUCCUCACAAAAGUGUCAAGUUGUCAAGAAUGGAGUACAUGCAGUCCGUUGCCACAAGCACCCAGGGAAAUAUCCUGUGCUGCACUUGUGGUGUCCCAAUUCCUCCUAACCCAGCCAACAUGUGUGUGGCUUGUCUGCGCACUCAGGUAGACAUCUCGGAGGGAAUUCCUAAACAAGUAACAGUCCAUUUCUGUAAGCAGUGUGAAAGGUACUUGCAACCUCCAACCACAUGGGUACAGUGUGCUCUGGAGUCCAGGGAGUUGCUCGCCCUUUGUCUGAAAAAAAUUAAAGGCUCUAUGACCAAAGUGCGUCUUAUUGACGCUGGCUUCUUAUGGACAGAGCCUCACUCCAAAAGGAUUAAGAUGAAACUUACCAUACAGAAAGAAGUGAUGAACGGUGCCAUUUUACAGCAGGUCUUUGUGGUGGAGUUUGUCAUCCAGCCUCAAAUGUGCGACGACUGCCACCGUGUGGAGGCCAAAGACUUUUGGAAGGCUGUGGUUCAAGUUAGGCAGAAGACUGCCCACAAAAAGACAUUCUACUAUCUGGAGCAGCUAAUCCUCAAGCACAAGCUCCACCAGAAUGCCCUAAACAUCAAAGAAAUUCAUGAGGGCAUCGAUUUCUACUACGGCUCCAAGCAGCACGCUCAGAAGAUGGUCGACUUCCUCCAGUGCACCGUGCCCUGCAGGUCAAAGAUGUCCCAGCGGCUCAUCUCUCACGACAUCCACUCAAACACGUACAACUACAAGAGCACAUACUCUCUGGAGAUAGUACCAGUUUGCAAGGACAACGUCGUGUGCCUGUCUCCGCGGCUGGCGCAGAGCCUGGGGAACAUGGGACAGGUGUGCGUGUGCGUCCGUGUCACCAGUACCCUCCACCUCAUCGACCCAAACACCUUGCAGAUUGCCGAGGUUGAUGGGAGCACAUACUGGCGCCAUCCCUUCAACGGCCUCUGUAACCCACGGCAACUGGAGGAGUUUAUCGUUAUGGAUAUUGACAUCAUCAGAGACCAGAAGCUGGCUGCUGGAGCCGGCAUGAGGUCCAAUAAGCACACCCUGGCUGAGUUGUGGGUACAAAAGACAUCAGAGAUGGACACCUGUCAGCAGUACCACUGCCGCACGUUCUUGGGCCACCUGCUCAACAUUGGAGACCUGGUGAUGGGGUUUGACUUUGCCAAUUCCAAUGUCAACGACGAGUUCUUGAAUAAGAUGAACCCUCAUCAUGUACCAGAUGUGGUGCUAAUCAAGAAGAGCUAUGACCGCAGCCGCAGAGUGAGACGCAGGAACUGGAAACUGCAGGAGAUGGCCAGAGACAAAGAUGGCAUGGAUACAGACGACCAGCGACAAUACCAAGACUUCCUGGAGGACCUGGAGGAGGAUGAGGCUCUGAGGAAGAAUGUUAACAUCUUCAGAGACUCCUCAAAGAUCCCGGUGGAGAGCGACACCGAUGAUGACGGCGCACCACGUAUCUCCUUGGCGGAAAUGCUGGAGGAGCUCAGCCUCUCGGACGCCACGGGAGGCGAGGGGGCUGACAUGAUAGAGUAGACAAAGCCACACCGCAAGAGCUGAGCUAAAGCAUCUCAUUUCUACUAGCCAGAAGAUUGCGACUUGAUUGAACCAGGUUAUGUUCUAAAUCAUGCAGUUUAUUCGGUUCAUUAGUUUCUGCCUGCACUUCCCCUAAAGGAAUAACAUUUUAGCAAUCAAAAUCAUGUAAUAUUUUGAAUAAGUGGGAGAGUCAAUGUCAAAAAUACAUAUUUCUCCAUAUGUGAACUA